UAAAAAGAAAUUUGGGUGGGACUCCAAAGCGGACUCGCCGAUCUAGUUUGCUAACACGGCUAUCGGUGGUAUCAUCAGACAGAUAUUUUCGGAUUCAGGGAUUCAAUGGCAGUGAAAAUCUGGAUAGCAUCAAUCUUAGUAAUUUCAGCAUCUCUCAGUUGGGUAUCUUUGGCUGAUUCGCCUGAAGCAGCUUUCGUCAAGAAGACCAUCUCUGCCCACAAGAUCGUCAUCUUCUCCAAGUCCUAUUGCCCGUACUGUAGGAGGGCAAAAUCUGUGUUCAAGGAGUUGAACCAGGUUCCAUUUGCUGUGGAGCUUGAUGAGCGAGAUGAUGGUUGGAACAUUCAGGAUGCAUUGAGUGAGAUUGUUGGCAGGCGUACUGUACCACAGGUUUUUAUAAAUGGAAAGCACAUUGGAGGCUCAGAUGAUACUGUUGAAGCAUAUCAGAGUGGAAAACUGGCUAAGCUGUUAGGUAUUGAUAUUAAGUUCAAGGAUGAUCUCUGAGUCCAUAAUCAAAACUGAAUUUUCUUUGCUGGAGUAGAUUUUGAUUUCAUUACUUCAAGAAGGUAAUGGCUUGUACCAAAUUAGUAACUCUAGUAGGAUCUGACAAGUUAUUGUCUUAGAGUUGCAUUCUUGAUUUGUUUGUUUUGAAAUUUUAGUAGAUAAUGAAACCCGCUUGGCUUUAUUGGAUCAUGUCUUAAAUGAUUCAUUGCUUUUAUAAGAAUAAUUUUAGGCCUCA
Theobroma umbraticum is the source of this 736-nucleotide messenger RNA. Its product is annotated as Glutaredoxin family protein. Gene Ontology annotation, cellular component: cytoplasm. NCBI's taxonomy places the organism in Eukaryota, Viridiplantae, Streptophyta, Magnoliopsida, Malvales, Malvaceae. Gene Ontology annotation, molecular function: glutathione disulfide oxidoreductase activity. Gene Ontology annotation, biological process: cellular response to oxidative stress. The record is from RefSeq and is a predicted model, not a curated record.